AUGGUUGAAAAGAGACACAGGGAAGAAGAGGAAGUUGCCGAAUCAGGCACUUCGAAAUCCAUUCUAACACAAAGUGCGGAAAUGUCCUUUCCAAGAGGAGGAGAUUCCGUAUUGACCCCAUUAGAGAUCAAAGAGGUGUCCAAUAAGGCCAAGAGUGAUGUUCUCUUUGAGCAAAAAUCCGUUAUUUCUGGUCAUAAGAAAAAAAGAGCUCGCAAAUCAAAGGUUCGUACUGCUGAUGAAAAGGAUACCGAGGACAAUGAAACUGUUGAUUCUGUUUCCUUUAAGAUUCUUCAGCCAGGUUCAUUUGUUCUUGGAAGGAUCUCGCACAUUAAUAAGAUGGAAAUUGUUCUUUCCUUGUCCGAUAACUUGGAAGGUUACAUUCCAAUUACCAAUUUGAGCGACGAGGUGAGCAAAACGUUGAGUGUUGUCGACGACGAAGAUGAUGAUGAUGAUGAAAGUAGCAGUGAUGAUGACGAAGAAUCCUCUAUUCCAUCACUUUCAUCUCUUUUCACCAUAGGACAAUAUUUGAGGGCCAUAGUUACUGAAAAUACCUCCGAUACGGGUAAGAAGCGUCUAGAGUUAAGUAUUGAACCUAGCAAAGUAAACGAGGGCAUGGAAAAAGAUGAUUUUUGUGUGAAUACCAUAGUUCAAGCAUCUGUUAAGUCUGUCGAAGAUCACGGUGCCAUUCUAAAUGUAGGACACUCUCAUUUGAGUGGUUUCAUUUCCAAAAAGGAACUUCCUUCUAGCGUUGAUGUUGGAUCUGUACUUCUCGUCGUUGUCAGUAAAAAAAGCGGUAGAACCAUUACUGUCAAGCUACCUACUGAAACCAUUGUGAAGAAGUUGAAUACUGUUCAGAGUGCCACAAAUGUCAAUGCCAUUCUUCCUGGAAUGCUUGUUGAUGCUGCUGUGCUUAACGUCUUUGCUGAUGGUAUUAUUGUCAAAGCUCUCAAUCUUUGUAAUGGUUCUAUUAGUUGUAUGCAUCUCGGCUUCUAUGAAUUAGAACAGCUGAAGCAUAGAUUUUCCACAGGAUCUCAGAUCAAAGCCAGAAUUAUCGCUUCUUACAUGAAAAAUGGACAAAAGAAGGUCAUGUUGUCUAUACUACCACACAUCCUUACGCUUAGUCAAUUUGCAUAUGAUCCUGAAAAAGAUUCCGAUCCUUUGGAAGCUUUCCCAAUUGGCCAUAUAUUUGAUGAGGUUAUUGUCAAGGGCAAGGAUAGCCACUAUAUUUUUAUCGACGUCGGUAGUAGAAAUGCUAUAGGACAAGUGUUCAAGACACGUGUUUCUGAAAAUGCUGAUCUCGAUAUGGAUUUCAAGAUUGGUUCUGUUCACAAGGCUAGAGUGCUUGAUUACUCCUCUUUUGAUAACAUCUAUAUUCUUACUAUGGACAAAGCUCAGAUCAACCAAAAGUAUCUUAGAAUUGAAGAUCUUCCUACUGGACAACUCAUUCAUUGCAAAGUGGAAAAAUUGGUGCCGGGAAAGGGUGUUCAAGUUCGCAUCGAGAACGAGUUCAACGGAUUUGUUCCAUCAAUUCACAUGAGUGAUAUCCAUUUGGCUUAUCCUGAGAGAAAGUUUAAGAUUGGAAGUAAAUUCAAUGGAAGAGUUUUAAGAGUGAGUACAGAAGGUCGCAGACCAAGUGCUUUCGUUUCUUUGAAGAAGUCUUUGGUUCGUAUUGAGAAUGAAGAUGAAGUAGUUAAAUCUAUGGACGAUGCCGUUGUUGGCAAGAAAGCUCCAGCUACCAUCGAGCGAUUCUAUCCAGGUGGAUGCCUUGUGAGCUUCUUUGGUGAUGUUCGAGGAUUCCUACCAAUCUCGGAGAUGAGUGAAACAUAUGUCAAAAAAGCUGAAGAUCAUGUUAAACUUGGUCAGACUGUGAGGGUGACGAUGAUUGAUGUUGAUAAAGAGAAGGACAGAAUCAGAGUAAGUUUACGUGCCUCUAGUACCAUAUCUGAAUCUCAAACAGACGCCUUAGAAGACAUUGUUCUCGGGAAGACUAUUGUUGAAGCACAUGUUGUGGAACGAAACAAGGAUUGUCUUAUUCUUGAACUUCCUCCUUCAGGAGUAAGGGCUAUUCUACCAUACGGCCAAGUUUCAGAUGAAAAUUACGAGAACAGCAGAGCUCGUAUGAAGAAAAUUUCCGUGGGAAGUACGGUGAAAGUGGUUGCUCUUUCGAAAGAUCACAAAGGUCGCUUUGUGAAUGUUUCCUGUAAGCCAUCUAUUCUUAAGGAUGCCGAGGCUGGUAAGUUUCCUUCAAGUUAUUCUGAGGUUGCUCACUCGCAUGAACUUUUACACGGAUGGGUUAAAAAUGUUAAUACUCACGGUGUGUUUGUGUCCUUUGCAGAUGAGUUGACCGGCCUUAUCCUUCCACGAUUUAUUAGUGAAGAUAUGGCUGAAGAUUUAGAGAAGAAUUUCUUUGUGGGCCAGUCGAUAGCAUGCAAAGUUGUGGAUACCGAUGAUGCACACGAACGAUUUUUGUUGAGUAUGCGUGAGGAUGGAAUUGUUGUCUCUGAGACCGCAGUUAAUCCUGUGGAUAAAUCCGUUAAGUUAUUGAACGAGUUUGUGCCGGGUAAGACUACUAAGGGUAUCAUAAAAACUGUGCAGCCAACCCAGUUGACAGUUAAAUUGGCCGAUAACCAGCUGGGACGUCUCGACAAAGUCGAUAUUGCGGAUACUGAGAAGUCUUUUUCAGAUUAUAAGACAGGAGAUGUGCUUAAUGUUCGUGUUGUCGGAUAUUUUGAUUCCCUCAACCGUACCCACAAUUUUGUUCCUAACAGAGACAUGUCCGACACUACUAUUAAGUUGUCGAUGAAGAAGAAUGACGUUGUUUCGAUUGAAGACCUCGAGGAAGGCCAGGAAGUUACUGCAUUCGUGAGUAGGGUAUCUGAAGAUGCCAUAUACGUGGACAUAUGCCCUCAGGUGAAGGGUAAGGUGUCUAUGGCUGAUCUUAACGGGGAGGCCUUGGAACUUGAUGAUUUGGACCAGUCCUACCCCGUUGGAAGUGCUCUACAACUUGUGGUGAAAUCUGUUGAUAAAGAAAGUUCAUUGGUGAAAUUAUCUGCAAAAGAAGGUAGCACUAAUUCCUUUGAAUCUAUUAAAGUAGGCACAAUUCUACCAGGAAAAGUCUUCAAAGUUGAAGAGACUUACGUUCUUGUCGAUCUUGGACACAAUAUUGAGGCCAUGUCAUAUAUCACUGAUGCUCUUGAUGACUAUUCGAAAACCAUGGAAGACACUUUUUCUAUUAACCAGAAGGUGAUGGCUAAAGUGACCGAAAUCGAUACCUCCAACGGACGUAUAUUCGUUUCAUUGAAAACCAAAGAUGUUAAGGAUAGACUCAUCGAGAAAUCGGAAGAUAUCAAAGUUGGCGAUGUUCUGAGAGGCAUUAUCAGUAACAUUUCCGAUAAAGGUGUCUUUGUGGCUUUUUCCAGAAAGCUAUUUGCAUUUGUUAGGGUGUCAGAUUUGUCAGAUUCCUUUUUAAGGGACUGGAAGUCUUUCUUCAAACUUUAUCAGCCAGUUAUUGGUAAGAUUGUUCAUUCGGGAGGUGCUGGAAAAAUUAUGAUGAGUUUGAGAGAGAGCGAUGUGAGCUCUAAAGGUGGUCUAAAAAGAUUCGAAGACUUGAAGGUGGGUGAUAUAUUUAACGGAUCGAUCAAACGGGUUGUUGACUUUGGUGUUUUUGUUAAACUAGAUGGAACUGUGAAUAUCACUGGUUUGUGCCAUCAUUCCCAAAUUUCCGAUAAUCGUAUCGAUGAUGUUGCCAGUAUAUUUGCUGAAGGUGAUAGAGUGAAGGUCAAGAUAAUGGAAAUUAAUCUGGCUAGAAAACAGUUGUCUCUAGGUAUGAAGGCUUCAUUCUUUAAGGAAGUAGACGACGACAAGUACAGCGAUGAAGAGACUGCAUCAGUUGGUGGCGAAGAUGGCGAAGAUGUUGAAAUGAGUGAUGAUAAUUCUGACGAGGACAAUAGUGAUGAAGAUAUUGUUGAUGGUAAUGAAACUUUAGAUCUUCCUUCCAAUCCAUCUCAAGGACUCUCGGCUGGUUUCGACUGGACAGCUUCUAUUCUUGAGCAGGCUAAGGAUGAUGUUGAGAGUGACGAUGACGAGUACGAUGAGAACUUGAAGAAGAAGAAGAAGAGAUCUAAACUUUCGACUGCAGUAGAGGAUAAAACUGCAGAGAUCAACACUCGUGCUCCAGAAUCCGUAUCUGACUUUGAAAGGUUGCUUGUGGGUAAUCCGGACUCUUCUAUUCUUUGGAUUCAGUAUAUGUCGUUCCAAUUGCAGCUUGGUGAAGUGGAUAAGGCCAGGGAACUUGGUAAGCGUGCAUUAAAAACAAUAAACUACAGAGAAGAGCAGGAGAAGUUGAAUAUCUGGAUCGCCAUGCUCAAUAUGGAGAGCAUGUUUGGCACUGACGAAAGCUUGGAAAAGAUCUUCAAAAAAUCAUGCAAGUACAUGGAGCCAUAUGCAAUUCAUCAGAAGUUGGUGGCUAUUUGUGUGGCUUCUGAAAAGUUUGACAAGGCUUCUGAGUUGUAUCGUGUGAUGUGCAAGAAAUUUGGAUAUGAUCACGUGCCUGUUUGGGUUUCUUACGGAUCAUUCCUUAUCGACAGAGAUGAAGCUGAUGAGGCUCAUAAGGUUCUUUCCAAUGCUUUACAGAUUCUUCCGAAAAGAAGUCAUGUUGAGGUUGUUAGAAGAUUCGCCCAGAUGGAGUUCGAUAAGGGUGAUUCAGAGCAAGGUAGAUCUCUAUUCGAAGGUUUGCUUUCCGAUGUUCCAAAGAGACUCGAUUUGUGGAACGUUUACAUUGAUCAGGAAAUUAAGAAUGGCGAUAAGAAGAAGGCCGAGUCUCUCUUUGAGAGAGUGAGUGCUCGUAAAUUAACUAAGAAGCAGGCCAAAUUCUUCUUUGGUAAAUGGCUAGCCUUUGAGGAGAAGGAGGGUGACUCUAAAGCUGGAGACUACGUGAAGGCCAAGGCAGUAGAGUACGCUCAAAAGCUUGUCGAUAAACAGUAA
Messenger RNA from Brettanomyces nanus, 4983 nucleotides. RefSeq lists its product as uncharacterized. NCBI's taxonomy places the organism in Eukaryota, Fungi, Ascomycota, Pichiomycetes, Pichiales, Pichiaceae. Gene Ontology annotation, cellular component: nucleolus; small-subunit processome. Gene Ontology annotation, biological process: rRNA processing. Gene Ontology annotation, molecular function: RNA binding; protein binding. The record is from RefSeq and is a predicted model, not a curated record. Bases 1 to 4983 code for a protein of 1660 amino acids. The transcript has a single exon.